Messenger RNA from Coregonus sp. 'balchen', 18400 nucleotides. Lineage: Eukaryota; Metazoa; Chordata; Actinopteri; Salmoniformes; Salmonidae. The record is from the annotation of a GenBank genome assembly.
AUGUACCAAACACUCCUCAUCUCCUCCUCACUCUUCAUCCUCCAUGUGAUGGCCACUCCACAGUUCCAUGGGUAACCGCUCCCUCAUUCCAUUUCCUGUGUUUGUUAUUGGCCGUCACUCAUUGGUCGGUUAAGCUAUUGGUCCUUGGGAUGGCUCGGCUACAUGGGCCUUUAGCUUCAGUUACACACCAACCAUUUACGCAGUUAAUUGAAGGCUACAGUGAGAGAAAAAAGUAUUUGAUCCCCUGCUGAUUUUGUACGUUUGCCCACUGACAAAGACAUGAUCAAUCUAUAAUUUUAAUGUUCGGUUUAUUUGAACAGUGAGAGACAGAAUAACAACAAAAAAAUCCAGAAAAACGCAUGUCAAAAAUGUUACAAAUUGAUUUGCAUUUGAAUGAGGGAAAUAAGUAUUUGACCCCUCUGCAAAACAUGACUUAGUACUUGGUGGCAAAACCCUUGUUGGCAAUCACAGAGGUCAGACGUUGCUUGUAGUUGGCCACCAGGUUUGCACACAUCUCAGGAGGGAUUUUGUUCCACUCCUCUUUGCAGAUCUUAUCCAAGUCAUUAAGGUUUCGAGGCUGACGUUUGGCAACUCGAACCUUCAGCUCCCUCCACAGAUUUUCAAUGGGAUUAAGGUCUGGAGACUGGCUAGGCCACUCCAGGACCUUAAUGUGCUUCUUCUUGAGCCACUCCUUUGUUGCCUUGGCCGUGUGUUUUGGUUCAUUGUCAUGCUGGAAUACCCAUCCACGACCGAUUUUCAAUGCCCUGGCUGAGGGAAGGAGGUUCUCACCCAAGAUUUGACGGUACAUGGCCCCGUCCAUCGUCCCUUUGAUGCGGUGAAGUUGUCCUGUCCCCUUAGCAGAAAAAAACCCCCAAAGCAUAAUGUUUCCACCUCCAUGUUUGACGGUGCGAUGGUGUUCUUGGGGUCAUAGGCAGCAUUCCUCCUCCUCCAAACACGGCAAGUUGAGUUGAUGCCAAAGAGGUUGAUUUUGGUCUCAACUGACCGCAACACUUUCACCCAGUUCUCCUAUGAAUCAUUCAGAUGUUCAUUGGCAAACUUCAGACAGGCCUGUAUAUGUGCUUUCUUGAGCAGGGGGACCUUGAGGGCGCUGCAGGAUUUCAGUCCUUCACGGCGUAGUGUCUUGGUGACUAUGGUCCCAGCUGCCUUGAGGUCAUUGACAAGAUCCUCCCGUGUAGUUCUGGGCUGAUUCCUCACCGUUCUCAUGAUCAUUGCAACUCUACGAGGUGAGAUCUUGCAUGGAGCCCCAGGCCGAGGGAGAUUUACAGUUCUUUUGUGUUACUUCCAUUUGCAAAUAAUCGCACCAACUGUUGUCACCUUCUCACCAAGCUGCUUGGCGAUGGUCCUUGUAGCCCAUUCCAGCCUUGUGUAGGUCUACAAUCUUGUCCAUGACAUCCCUUGGAGAGCUCUUUGGUCUUGGCCAUGGUGGAGAGUUUGGAAUCUGAUUGAUUGAUUGCUUCUGUGGACAGGUGUCUUUUAUACAGGUAAAAAGCUGAGAUUAGGAGCACUCACUUUAAGAGUGUGCUCCUAAUCUCAGCUCGUUACCUGUAUAAAAGACACCUGGGAGUCAGAAAUCUUUCUGAUUGAGAGGGGGUCAAAUACUUAUUUCCCUAAUUAAAAUGCAAAUCAAUUUAUAACAUUUUUGACAUGCGUUUUUCUGGAUAUUUUUGUUGUUAUUCUGUCUCUCACUGUUCAAAUAAACCUACCAUUAAAAUUAUAGACUGAUCAUUUCUUUGUCAGUGGGUAAACGUACACAAUCAGUAGGGGAUCAAAUACUUUUUUCCCUCACUGUAUAUAUUUAAAAUGGUUAUUUGCUUCACUUAACAUUCUCACCCUGAGUAAAUGUAUACUGAUAUACAGUUAAACAUUAACGACGGUGACACUUUGGGACCACCAAAGCUCAACCCGCCUGUCUUAAUACUAUUAGACCUAUGUCAACUCUAAGGAGAUGCAGGUUCUAUCUUUGAGAUCUCAGUUGAUUUGGCCAGAGACCAAAACAAACUACAACCCUCACGAAAGAUCAAAGGGCGAUGAAAGGUUAGAGGUGACUCUCAACUCUGACAGGUUCAGUGGCAAUUACAUUGGCCAAUCAGCAUCAAUUACAUGUCAGUUAACUGCCAUUGACACAGAGACCUCGAGGUCACGUCAUCAAUUUAGGGUUAAAAUGCUUGACCGACUGAUUAGUUCUCAGACUGGUUAAGAGAGACCACCACACCAGGUUUUAAACCCAGUCUCAAACUGUCCCUGACACAGCACAUUCUAUAGGUGAACGCUUCAGAGGGAAUAGAGAGUAAGUGGUGUAAUUUCACAUUUUAAACCAUUACAAUUCCUGUCAGUGAAUUUCACUUCCAACAUAAGUAAAUGGUUCAUUUGAUGUCAAAGAUUUAUGAUUAUGUUGAAUUUCAUGACUUGGAGUGUAGCUAGCUGUUAAACCUAACACAGUGACAGACUGAUAACGACAGAGUCCUAAUUUAAUAUAAUAUAUGCCAAUUAGCAGAUGCUUUUAACAGUUAAGCAUGCAUCACUUUUUUACGUAUGGGUGGACCCAGGAAUCGGACCCACAGUUCUCAUAUGUUCCAAAGAAUACCUCACUAGUCUCUACCUGUGUGUGUGGUCUCACAUGUGUGUUCCUACCUGUGUGUUGCAGGAGGAGGAUGUGUGGCACAGAUAUCCAUCACAGCAGUGUCGUCACAACGACAGAGUCGUUCGUCCAGCCCGUUCACAAACCCUACAUCACCCUGUGUCAGGGGCACCGCCUCUGUAGCACCUACAAGUAAGAGACACAGCCAUGACUCUCAAGACCACUACUGUCGCUAUCACUGCAAACCCACUGGGCACACACUAGUUGAGUCAACGUUGUUUCCACAUGACGUUGAACCAACGUGGAAUAGACAUUGAAUUGACGUCUGUGCCCAGUGGGAACAUCCCACCUAAUCUUAUCAUAAUACCAUGUACAGUAGAGGUGUGCCGAUUAGUCGGACAAAAUGAGUAUCGUAAAGGAAUAUGGGCAAUUUUCUGGAUACAAUUAUGAUUGGAGUAUUUUUUGUAAUUAUCCGUGAUCGGAAAUAAAUUACUUUUCGGGUGCCAGAAGGCAUCUUUCUCAUGUCAGUCAGUCAGGUGAGGUGCUACGUAGUCUAAAUAACUCAACUGGCUAGUUUGCCUGUCUGUAAAGAGAAGGGCGGGCUGUACGUUGAUUCUGCUGAACUAAUUGGAUAGAGUGAAGCUGUAUUUCUCGGUCCAUUUGCUUCAUAAUUUCACCCGAUCACUUUCACUUCUCUGUUUUGGUCUGAUCAUUCAGACUGCUGCUGCCCAAUGUUCCCUCUAAGCUGCAUGCGUGCGCGGCUGCGCACCUCCUCCAGGACUGCCACGCAGAACAAAUGCCAGGCCACGCAGAGACGCAAGAGAUUGAACUUCACUGAGUCCGCCCCUUUAGUUUGCACUAUAUAGAUCAACGUUUUUUCUGUGAUCGAAUCAACAUUAUAUCAGCCCCUUUUCAAUGCAACAAUCCAAAACAAAUCUAACUUUGCAAGAUUGAGUCUGUGAUUUUGUUGUAGGCAGAGCCAGAGUGCAACAGGAGUAUAAUUCUAUUGGCGGGGGUAGCCCAAGUGCAGUCUUUCAAUCACCUGACAGUGAAUGCGCUUUUCAGAUCAGUUCAGAUCAGACCGCAGGGUGGUGUGCACAUUUGUUGAUCUUCUUUGCUAGUUACCGAGUUAUUAGCUGGGUUAUAGAUAAGUAUAGGUCAGCAAUGGGGAGUUACUGCUUCCUACAAGAGCACAAAAUGUGUAGGCUACAUUUCAAGCUGUCUUUGAAAAAACCAGUCAGGUAAAAAGCUUAUGUCUUAAUUAAAGGGGCAGUGUUGUAUUUUGAGACAGGCUUGAAUAUGCAAAUAAGCCAAUAGGCAGAGGGGUUGCCUACAUUGUCAAAUUCUCUGUAUAGUAAUAAUAAUAAAUGGUAUUUUGUAAAGUGGUUUCUUGCAUUAUGCAACACAAUACAAUGCAAUUUACAGUCCCCUAUUUGGCCCAUGGUGUUACAGACCAAGUAAAAAAAUCAUAAAUUAAUGUCAAGCUCUUCAUAAUGUAAAAAGGUUUUUAAAAGUCUCAUGCAAUGUAGGCCUGCAUUGGACACCACAUAUAGGCUACUGUAGACUAUAUCAUAGAAAUCAAAAGCUAUUUCCAUGUGAAAAUGUUAUGGGAUUUGCUCCAUUGGUUUUGUUGUUAGGCCUACAUUAUACUUAAAUAGCCACAAUAGCCUAUUGCCUACUGUCUAAAACUGUAAGGGUAUAGCCUCAGUUGUCACCUUAAACGCAAGUUCAAAUUUCCGCUCACAAGACCUAAAAUUUGCUCAGUGCCCCCCAAAAUUUGAGGGAACAUUACUGCUACCUUUUGUUAGUCUGCUACUAUGAUACAUCAUAUGGCAAGGACGUUUGCUAUCAAACUAUCAUGUGCAUAAUAUCUAACAAGCAGGGCGAGGGUAGGGAAAAAUAUGGAAUGCUGACGCGCAUUCUGACUGAUAGCAAACUUGUUGAGGAUACAGACCACUCUAUGGCUCCUAAUCUGCAGCUUGUUUGGUCUAUAAACGUGCAGGGAGAUAGGUAUUUUUCCAACAUCUAGUUAGGCAUAUUAAAACGUUUAAUUUUUUUUAGAUCAUGAGUAUCAUCCGAUUCGACUAUCAACUGUAAAUUUACAGGUACGAAUAUGGCCAUGUCAGCACACCCCUAAUACCAUGCUAAUGACACCACAAGGUCCAUAUCACUGCCCAUUCAACUCUGCCCAAACAGGACAUCAUUUAUUAACUACACAAGCAGGGACCAUCGUCCAGUCUGUUCCCAGCUGUACCAUAUUUAAUAUAUGCCAUUUAGCAGACGCUUUUCUAUUUUUUAUUUUUAUGUAUGGGAAUCGAACCCACUAUCCUGGCAUUGCAAGAGCCAUGCUCUACCAACUGAGCUACAGAGGACCACAUAUUUAGCAUUGUCUAUACAGUCUGGCCUCAGCCAACCUCAUGCAAUACAUUAAUCUCUGACACAGAAGAUGUUACGGUGAGGUUUAUACAAUGUUCUACAAUGUUUAUUUGUUAGCUGGGCUACGCUCUAAAGAAGGUAAACAACUCCUGAUAUGUUUUGACAGAGUUGAUGAGUCUUAUCCCUCCAGUAGAAGACCUGCCGCUGUCCUCGCUCCAUCUCUGUUUUUGUCUCUCUCUACCCCCGCCUCCAUGUCUCUCUCCUCCCCCCCCCCCCCUUGUCUCUCUCUCCCCUCUCUGUCUCUCUCUCUCCCCCUCCCUCUGUCUCUCUCCCUCUCCCCCCUCUCUCUGUCUCUCUCUCCCCCCUCUCUCGGCACUCUCCCUCUUUCUCUCCCCCUCUGUCUCUCUCUUCUCCUCCCUCUUUCUCCCCCCCUCUCUCCAUGUCUCUCUCCGUCUCGCUCCGACUCCCCCCCUCUCUCUUGUCUCUGCUCUCUCUCCCCCACCCCUCUCUCUGUCUCUCUCUCCCCUCCCCCCCUCCCUCUCUGUCCUCUCCCUCCCUCCUCCUCACCCCCUCUCUAUGCUCUCUCCCCCCCCCCUCUCUGUCUCUCUCUCCCUCCCUACCCCCUCCCUCUCUGUCUCUCUCUCCCUCCCCCCUUUACCCCCCCUCUUCUCUCUCUCUCCUCUCCCCCCCUCUCUCUCUCUCUCUCCCCCCCUCCCUCCCUCUCCUCCUCUCUCCCCUCUCCCCCCCUCUCUCUCCCGUCCCCCCUCUCUCUCUCCCUCUCUCUCCCCCCUCUCUCUGUCUCUCCUCUCCCCCCCCCCCCCCUCUCUCUCUGUCUCUGUCUCUCUCCUCCCCACCCCUCUCUCUGUCUCUCUCUCUCCCCCCCCCUCUCUCUCUAUGUCUCUCUUUGUCUCUCUCUCAUAUCAUACUUGGACACAGAAGUGGGUCACGGCGGUACAUAUUUUGGUGGAAUAUAAAUAUCAAGCAAUUUGUGUAACUACGGGAAAUGAACAGCCAGCCCACAGAGACCACUGCUGUGUUUAUCUUGGACAACCUCUCCCUCCGUGCUUACGCACUCUUUCAUUCUUUCCCUCCUUCAUUUCUCUCUCUCCUUCAUUCUCCCUUUCCCUUGUUCUCUCUCUCUCUCUGCACAGUAAUGUGGGCAACGCAGCAGACCUCUCCCAGCCGACAACUAUAAUUAUAAACUUUCCUUCCCACCAUGAGGCUGAUGUUACUGAUUAAUUUGUGAGACAUCUUUUGUGAGGCUCCCUCUCUCUCUUUCCCUCUCUCUCUCUCCCUCUCGCUCUCCCUCUCUCUCUUUCCCUCUCUCUUUCCCUCUCUCUCGCCCUCUCUCUUUCCCUCUCUCUCUUUCCCUCUCUCUCUCCCUCUCGCUCUCCCUCUCUCUCUUUCCCUCUCUCUUUCCCUCUCUCUCGCCCUCUCUCUCUUCCUCUCUCUCUCCCUCUCUCUCUUUCCCUCUCUCUCGCCCUCUCUCUCUUUCCCUCUCUCUCUCCCUCUCUCCCCUCUCACUGAGGACAAUGCCAGGAAACAUUUGAGCAGAUUUCAGUGAAACAGCAGAACACAGAACUGGCUUGGCGUCAACCUCACCCCCUACCAUCCUUUCCACAUCCUACCCCCCUUGUCACACACACACUUGGUAACCAUUGGUCCAUGGUCUAGCCUAAGAUUCCUGUGAAUUCUCAUUCUACAUUCUUCUCUGCUGACAUGGAGAAAACUCCAGGAGCUCCGCACGCACACAGUGUUGUCAGACAGGGGAAUCGGACCAAAUGCUACUCAACAGUGUUAGACUAGUCUCAAUUUCUCAGGAUCAUUACUCACACCCAUUUGACUGGCUCUGUGUGGGCAGUAAAGACCCUGUCUGACCUAGCUGUCACUUUCUGUUGUGUGUUUCUCCAGGACAGUGUACAGGGUGGCGUACCGUCAGGUGACCAGAGCAGUGCCAGUCUCACAUUCUUACCCAGAAUGCUGCCCGGGCUGGCGACGACUCCACUCACACAACUGUAACCAAGGUAACGGGGGCUUACACUCUCCUAGUAUGCUGUGUGUAUGUUUUCAUUUUUAUUCAGUUUCUCUCUGUCCUCUCCAGCGGUGUGUGGCCAGUCCUGUGUGAACGGAGGAACAUGUUUAAGACCCAACUACUGUGCCUGUCCUCUGGGCUGGAUGGGACGCCACUGCCAAACAGGUACACACACACACACACACACGCGCUCAUGCAUGAACACAUACGCUCUCUCGCACGUGCGCAAGCAUACACACUAAUGCUUGUACACUAUAAUAAACAAUAUCAGUGACACCCAGUCUCUCCUCCCUCUCUCUGUCAGAUGUGGAUGAGUGCAGUGAGCAGCAGCCCUGUUCUCAUCAGUGUGUGAACAUGGCAGGUAGCUACCGCUGUGUGUGCAGAGAGGGCUACAGGCUGGCAGGAGACGCACACUCCUGUGAGAACCUUCCUCCUUCUCCUGCCCCUCCCACCCGCCCCAGUCAGACAGCAGCAAACGAUCACAGACCCCCCUCCAGUGAUACAGGUACACCUCCACCAUUAUCUUUAUCCGCAGACAUGAUAAUCAAUCACGUGUGUGUGUGUGCUAUGUGUGUGUGCGUGCAAGCAUGUGUGUGUAUGCAUGUGUGUCGUGUGUGUAUGCGUGUGUUUCAGCAAAGCCUCCUAUGGGAGUGAAGAGGAGGACAGACAGGACCACAGCCAGGCUCUUGGUCCAUUAUUACUUUUGGUACGCGCUAUGCCAAACUCUACUCGUACCGUGAGUAAUAAUGCACUGAGACUGGUACAGACUGCGAAGUGGACCGCAUGCAGUCAACAACCAACAAAGUGUGGUCGGGUAUGGUAUGACCAGAUGGACCACACUGAUAACCAGUAUAACAAAGAUUGAUAGACCAACUGUAAGUGGACCACAUGCGGUCAGCAACCAACAGUGUGUGGUCAUGUACAGUACGGUAUGACCUGAUGAACCAUGCUGAUAACCACUAUUUGAACAUCAGCUAACCGUUUGAUGUUGACCAGGUAUGGGCAACUUUGAUGGGGGUGGGGGCCACAAAAAAUCAGAACUCAUCAUGAGGGGCUGCAGUGGCUUGUGGGUCUGCAUACCCACAUCCAUACCCACACAUGCAGUCAGAGCCGGUCCCUAGCCUUUUGGGGCCAGGGUCCCUAAGCUAAAUGUUGUUCUACUAUUCUAACUAUCUGCGGGAGGGGGGAGGGGGGGGGGGGGGGGGGGCAGUUGCCCAUCCCUGAUGUAGACUUACCUUCCCCAUCUUUAACUUAGGAAAACUUCCAACCGUUACAAAACGUUCCUUUAGUAUCGAGUGAAACAUCUUCCUCUCCAACACUUUCACACACUCAAGCUAUUCUCUAAACUGCUGCAUAUUACUGAAGAAAAGGAAAAACAUAGUUCCCAUAGAUGUGCUGUGUUUGGCGUAACUUAGCAACAGGCUAAAAUAACCUCCCCUGUCUAGAAGUGUCUGGAUGGAACCCAAGAAAAUUCCCAUUUCUCUCAGACUGUGUUAGCCAGUAAACUGUAGUACAAUGAGCAUACAGUACAAUACUGUACGCACAUAAAGAAAGACUAAUCAUUUCCUCUACUCUUAUGUCUGUCUGUCUGUCUGUCUGUCUGUCUGGAUAGAGGUGAGAUAUACAGGAGAGAUUGUCUUACACACUAAAAGACACAAAGAGACAAAAACAGCAGUAAAAAACAUGACAGAUUGUACUUGGUGAAAGUGACGCCGGGGGAAUAUGUGCAGGCUCAGUACAGUUCUGUUCUCCUGGCCAACAAAGUGCAAGGCCAGCAGGCUGCCGCAGCAUCAACAUCAGCAGCAGUAUUGUCUUGGUUAAUGGUCAUAUUAUAUCCAUGAACUGUUCAUAUCUAGGCUGAGGUCUGAUGUUGAUGAAGAUCACCAAGAUAAACAUGGGAAUAAAUGCCCUGCUCAGACCGUAACAGCUCACGUCUGAACCCCUCCUUCCUCCCUCCAUCUUUUUUCUUCCUUCUCUCUCUCUUCUUGGCCUGGGACUCCCGCUCUCAUUCCAGCUUCAUCUGCUGGGGGUCAUUCCUCCCCCUCCUCCCUUUCCGCUCGUCUCAGUAGUUCACAUCUGGGAGAGAUUGAGCUGUUAGAGGGUGUUUUAGAUACUGGUGAUCCACAGUAUUUUCAUGUGUUUGUGUGUGUUGUCUACAGGUGGAAGGUUUGGGCUGACUGAGAACGUCACAGAGGAGGUCCAGAGCCUGAAGAAAAGAGUAGAGCUGCUGGAGCAGGUAUGACUGCACCCCCUGUCCUCUACCAUCACCUGCAACACAGCUAUGCUUUGGGGAAUUUUCAGGACUUUCUGGGGAGUAAAAAUGUAUUCCCAUUCAAAAUCCUAUUUUCCCUAACCCCACACUCUAAACCUAACCCUCAAGCCAAAAAUUGAAUUUUAACAAUUUCAGGACAUUAAAAAAGUCCUGACUUUUCAAAAAAUAUGUUGUUUUCCUACCUUGUCAGAACAUUCUGGUGACUUGUCAGGAGAUUGUGGUCCUGAUAAAGUAGGAAAACAUUUGUACACACACAUUCACACCCUCUCACAAACAGGCGUACAUACCCUCUCCCUCCCUAUCCAGUGUACAUGCCCCUUGUAAAGUCCCCCUUAAACCCUUGCCAGUGCCCCUCUAGCAUCUACCACCCACCCUGAACCAUCCCCAGGCAGACACAAGUUAGACUGUUACGCUGGUGUAUUAUCAAAUACCACUCAAGAUGUAAUCAUUAACAUUUGUUAAUCAACAGAGAACACACGCACUCACAAAACCCAGUAUCCUUUGAAACGCCAGACUGUCAUAGUGACCUUUUAAACGUCUUUGAGUUUUUCAUUAGAAGUCAUGUCGUUAAUGCUCCGUGCAUUACAGUAAAAGUGAAUGAGGGGAUGCAGGCAGCUGAAAUGGGAGGAUCCGUAUAAUAUAGCAGUACUUUCACAUUACAGCGACCGCUGCGAUGGCAAGACGGUCUGUAUUGCUGUCAUCCUCUCUGUUGUUGUGUUAGUCACAUACAGUACAGUGGUGCUGGGAACACAUUGAUUGAUUAGUUAAUGAUGUUUAACAGUAUGAAAGCACUUGGGCACCCCUAACUAAACCCCCUCAUAUUUUCUCCCUCCCACUGCCCUUCUCCUCUCUCCCUCUUCCAAACCUCUCCCCCUCUCUCUUCCCUUCUCUCUCCUGUCUCCCUCUUCCAAACCUCUCCCCCUCUCUCUUCCCUUCUCUCUCCUCUCCCCCUCUCUCUUCCCUUCUCUCUCCUGUCUCCCUCUCCCAAAACCUCUCCCCCUCUCUCUUCCCUUCUCCUCUCCUGCCUCCCUCUCCCCCUCUUCCAAACCUCUCCCCCUCUCUCUUCCCUUCUCUCUCCUGCCUCCCUCUCCCAAUCCUCUCCCCCUCUCUCUUCCCUUCUCUCUCCUGCCUCCCUCUUCCAAACCUCUCCCCCUCUCUCUUCCCUUCUCUCUCCUGCCUCCCUCUUCCAAACCUCUCCCCUCGCUCUCCCAAUCUCCUCUCUCCCUAUCCUCUCCCUCCUCUCCCUCCUCUCCAGAAGCUCCAGUUGGUCCUGGCCCCCUUCACCAGUCUGUUCCCCAUGUCACUGGACGAGGGCGUGUCUGAGAAAACCAGCUUCCUGUCCCACUCCUUCCAGCAGCUGGAUCGCAUCGACUCGCUUAGCGAACAGAUCGGCUUCCUCGAGGAACGCCUCGGAACCUGUGAGUGGAUAAAGACAAAGUUUUAAAUGUUUUUUUCGUUGUACUCCUCUUGUUGGACAGGACAAAGUGGCCAUAUACAGUUGAAGUCGGAAGGUUACAUACACUUAGGUUGGAGUCAUUAAAACUCGUUUUUCAACCACUCCACAAAUUUCUUUUUAACAAACUAUUGUUUUGGCAAGUCGGUAGGACAUCUACUUUGUGCAUGACACAAGUAAUUUUUCCAACAAUUGUUUACAGACAGAUUAUUUCACUUAUAAUUCCAGUGGGUCAGAAGUUUACAUACACUAAAUUGACUGUGCCUUUAAACAGCUUGGAAAAUUCCAGAAAAUGAUGUCAUGGCUCUGAUAGGCUAAUUGACAUCAUUUGCGUCAAUUGGAGGUGUACCUGUGGAUGUAUUUCAAGGCCUACCUUCAAACUCGAUGCCUAUUUGCUUGACAUCAAGGGAAAAUCAAAAGAAAUCAGCCAAGACUUCAGAAAAAUAAUUGUAGACCUCCACAAGUCUGGUUCAUCCUUGGGAGCAAUUUCCAAACGCCUGAAGGUACCACGUUCAUCUGUACAAACAAUAGUACGCAAGUAUAAACACCAUGGGACCACACAGCCAUCAUACCGUUCAGGAAGGAGAUGUGUUCUGUCUCCUAGAGAUUAACGUACUUUGGUUCGAAAAGUGCAAAUCAAUCCCAGAACAACAGCAAAGGACCUUGUGAAGAUGCUGGAGGAAACAGGUACAAAAGUAUCUAUAUCCUGUAGCUCAGUUGGUAGAGCAUGGCACUUGCAACGCCAGGGUUGUGGGUUCGUUUCCGACGGGGGGCCAGUAUGAAAAUGUAUGCACUCACUAACUGUAAGUCGCUCUGGAUAAGAGCGUCUGCUAAAUGACUAAAAUGUAAAUGUAAAACGAGUCUUAUAACGACAUAACCUUAAAAACCGCUCAGCAAGAAAGAAGCCACUGCUCCAAAACCGCCAUAAAAAAGACAGACUACGGUUUGCAACUGCACAUGGGGACAAAGAUCGUGUCACGAUCGUCGGAUAUAGAGGACCAAGGCGCAGUGUGGAAGGUGAACAUACUUAUUUAUUAAAUGAUACACGAACAAAACAACAAAUCGAUACGUGACGUCCACAGGUGCAAAACACAAACCAACACGGAACAAGAUCCCACAAACACUGUGGGAAAACCACCUGACUAAAUAUGGUUCCCAAUCAGAGACAACCAGCAACAGCUGAUACUCGUUGCCUCUGAUUGAGAACCACUCUGGCCAACAUAGAUAUACAAAACUAGACUAGACACAACGAGCACAAAACAUAAACUCUACACACCCUGGCUCAACUUAAAAGAGUCCCUAGAGCCAGGGCGUGACAGAUCAUACUUUUUGGAGAAAUGUCCUCUGUUCUGAUGAAACAAAAAUAGAACUGUUUGGCCAUAAUGACCAUUGACUCUGCAACGGUACCCCCCUGUAUAUAUAGCCUCCCUACUGUCACUUUAUUUUACUGUAUAUAUAGCCUCCCUACUGUCACUUUAUUUUACUUCUGCUCUUUUUUUCUCAACACUUUUUGUUGUUGUUGUUUUAUUCUUACUUUUUUUGUUUAAAAUAAAUGCACUGUUGGUUAAGGGCUGUAAGUAAGCAUUUCACUGUAAUGUCUGCACCUGUUGUAUUCGGCGCAUGUGACCAAUAAAAUUUGAUUUGAUUUGAUUUGUUAUGUUUGGAGGAAAAAGGGGGUCACUAGCAAGCCGAAGAACACCAUCCCAACCGUGAAGCACGGGGGUGGCAGCAUCAUGCUGUGGGGGUGCUUUGCUGCAGGAGAGACUGGUGCACUUCACAAAAUAGAUGGCAUCAUGAGGAAGGAAAAUUAUGUGGAUAUAUUGAAGCAACAUCUCAAGACAUCAGUCAGGAAGUUAAAGCUUGGUCGCAAAUGGGUCUUUCAAAUGGACAAUGACCCCAAGCACACUUCCAAAGUUGUGGCAAAAUGGCUUAAGUACAACAAAGUCAAGGUAUUGGAGUGGCCAUCAUAAAAUCCUGACCUCAAUCCUAUAGAAAAUGUGUGGGCAGAACUGAAAAAGUGCGUGCAAGCAAGGAGGCCUACAAACCUGACUCAGUUACACCAGCUCUGUCAGGAGGAAUGGGCCAAAAUGCACCCAACUUAUUGUCGGAAGCUUGCGCAAGGCUACCCGAAACGUUUGACCCAUGUUAAAGAAUUUAAAGUCAAUGGUACCAAAUACUAAUUGAGUGUAUGUAAACUUCUGACCCACUGGGAAUGUGAUGAAAGAAAUGAAAGCUGAAAUAAAUCAUUCUCUCUACUAUUAUUCUGACAUUUCACAUUCUUAAAAUAAAGUGGUGAUCCUAACUGACCUAAGACAGGGAAUAUUUACUAGGAUUAAAUGUCAAGAAUUGAGUUUAAAUGUAUUUGGCUAAGGUGUAUGUAAACUUCUGACUUCAACUGUAAUGGCUUGAAGUGGAUGUGAAGUGAUUUGGUUGACUAUGGAUAGUAACAUUGAUUUGUCCUGUGUUGCUAAAGGUUCCUGCCAGGAGAAUUAGACACAACAGGACUGGGUCACCCUCACCAACCAGACAUCUCCACAUAAGUCUGAGUCCACAACACAAUAACAAUAGGAAUGGAAUGCAUGCCCCAGCCCAGCGAUAUGGGAGGACGAGGAAGAACACUAGUAAAACAUAGGCCUACUCAGUGUUUGUGUAUUCCUGUUCCUAUACCAGCCCAAAGGCUAACCCUAACACUAGCUCUAUGAUGGGCAACCCUGUCAACCAACCCUGUCAUGUGCUAUAUGUCAGUGACACAGACAACCCAUUUAAAUGUCCCUUUCCUUCACUCCCAACAGCGUCAUUUCAUGUCAUUGCUGUAUUACGGAGAGACAUAGAAUAGCAUCACCACCUGUGACAGGGUUACAGGGGCCUCAUUCUCCCAUUACCACAUUACCUGAGAGUCAAAGUUCAAACUGCCAAUUUCACUCUGAAAUAUCUGGUUUCCAUGUUUUAGGUUCACAUCAGUCCACUGUCAGAGCUCCCAUGGUGGGGCUCGCAUGGACAGCUGUAUUUAUGUUUCUAAGUUAUAAUUCCUUGUGCUUAUUUCAUAGAGCUACCUACAAUAUAGUAUUUUGUUUUUUACCUUGUUUUGUAAAUUUUUGUAAUAAAAUUGAUUAAUCAAAAAUGUCUAGUAGAAGACUUGUGUGUGCUCCACGUGGAAGAAGAACAAGAGAUCUCAUUUGAACACAUUACUAGUUGCCGAUUUCAAUUCUAUGGAGAGAUAGGAAACAGUCUCGCAGGGUCCAAAUCUCGUCUGCGAAGCCUGGGUCUCCGAGGCUAGGAAACACACAGCAAUAAAUAACUACAUCAGCUCCUUAAGAAAAAAUUAAUGACAUUUAUUGAUUAUUUUCCAAGGAAUUCAUCAAACACAUUUAUCGAUAUUUCUAUGAAAUCAAGAAACACUACAUCAUCGAUAUUAACCAGAUACUACAAUGGGCUUCUAUGUUGUCGUGUGUGUCCGUACACACCACACCACACACACACGGCUCAGCAGGAUGUCGUAAGACAAAGAUGCUUCGGCCAGCUCAAUUGUUCAUAGUCAUCUAAAGCUACCAACAGAUUACACUUUAAUAGCUUUGGUGAAAUUCAUAUAUUUUGAUAAGAUUUGUUCUUUUUAAAUAUAACCACGCAAACUCAACAUGAAAAGUGCUUUAUUCAUAUUUAGAAUACUUUAAAUCUUUCUCCAAUAUCUUAAAUAUAAUUUUGUAAACAACAGCCAGAUCAACCGACCAGGCUCUCUCAAGAAGUGCUGCAGAGCCUGUUGAGUUAACAUAUGAUCGUCAUCGAGUCAAUGACGCUUUUAGCUGACACACUAGAAAGUUAAGCUACAAAAUGACCAUGAAAAUUAUCAUAAAAAGAUUAACAAUAGGCUAACUAUUGACCAUUGUCUAAAAAUCAAUGACGGUAUACAUUUGGUUGAAACCAAUUUGGUAGCAUCUUUGAUGAACAUUCAAACCUCUGUUGUAAGAUUUAAAAAAGACACCACUCCAUUUGAAGAUAAGCAACAACAAAAACCAUGAAAGACUUACUCUCGUUAAUAUAUACUUCUAUUAACAAAAACGAAUGUCACAGAUUAAUUUGAUGUAUUCGGACCGACUGGCGUAUGUAUAUUCCUUACAUUGUGGUACUGGCCUUCAAGAACAUAAAGAUGAGGAAAGCCCGAGCCUUGAGUUGAUUUACUCCUAGGAGCCAAGUAAGCCAAGAGCCCAGCAGGUACCGGUAAAGCUACUGCAGCCACUCGACUAUGAAGAGGCCUCGUAUACAGGUUUAAUACCAGACAAAGAAUAGAUGAUUUCACUCCUACAGCAUGAGCGGCUCAGCAGAGUUGGAGUCAAUCAAUUCCAUUUUCAAUUCAGUCAAUUCAGGAAGUAAACUGAAAUUCUAAUUACACAUUUUUCAGAGAAGCGUUGAGGAUAAUUGAAAUUGAAAUGUCAUUUGUUUUUGGAAUUGACUGAAUUUAAAUUGAUUGACCCUCAACCCUGUUCCUCAGGAAGUUUGGGUGCACACCAAAGAAAAAUGCUGGAGAUAAACGAAUUAAACACUUAAUUUUACCUUAAUUCUAAAUAAAUACAAUUAAUAAUUGACAUUUCUUAGUGUCAGAAACCGACUGUAUGCAAGACAACAUUCCAUUGAAAUAAGUUAUACUUGAAAAUUCAAAAAGGAUUGAAAAAGAAAGUGUUAAAUGCAAUAAGUAGUACACAAAUAAUCCUGAAAUACAUUCUCAGACCGGUGUUUUUGACGGGCAAAAAGUUUCAAGUGACGUCAUAUUAGCCAACUGUAAUGUAAAGGCAGUGAAUAUAAAAAAUGUCAAAAUCUGGAUACAAAUUAUAAUGAUAAGAAGCUGCGUUGCCAUACAUCAAAAGUAUUUCAGUCAUUCCAGUCACCUGUCUAUUAAUUACAAAAUAUAAAACCUCACAAGUUUACGAACUUUGAUUAUUACUACCUUGAAAACAAGGCCAAAAACAUUCAGCCAAUUCCUUCCUUCCUUUAAAAAUAGACAACGCCUUUUCCCCUCAGAGUUCUACAUAUGAUACACCAUCCAUCGAUAAAAACAUCAAUUUAAUAUUCUCCUAUGCCUGUAUCCCUCUUCCCCAUUCCCCUAUAUUAGGAAAAGCACCGGUUUAUCAAGUAUAAAGCUAAGGUGACCACUCUGACAGCAGCCCUUCUAUACUGAACAAAAAUAUAAACGUAACAUGUAAAGUGUUGGUCCCAUGUUUCAUGAGCUGAAAUAAAAGAUCCCAAAAAUGUUCCAUUGGCACAAAAAGCUUGUCUCUCAAAUAUUGUGCACACAUCUGUUUACAUCCCUGUUAGUGAGCAUUUAUUUUUUGCCAAGGUAAUUUAAGUGUGGCAUAUGAAGAAGCUGAUUAAACAUCAUGAUCAUUACACAGGUACACCUUGUGCUGGGGACAAUAAACAGCCACUCUAAAAUGUGCAGUUUUCUGUCUGUAAUAAAGUUUUUCCCCCUAACAAAUUCUGAUUGGCUGGGCCUGGCUCCCCAAUGGGUGGGCUUUGCUCCCAAGUGGGUGGUUCUAUGCCCUCCCAGGCCCACCCAUGGCUGUGCCCCUGCCCAGUCAUGUGAAAUCCAUAAAUUAGGGCCUAAUGAAUUUCAAUUGAUUGAUUUCCUUCUAUGAGCUGUAACUCAGUCAAAUCUUUAAAAUUGUUGCGUUUAAAUUUUUGUUCAGUAUAGUUACCAGGUAACAAUAAGGAACAUUUUGCCAAGCAAAGAAUGCACAAGACUUAGCUAAUAAAGAAAUGUUACUGUGCUGUUUAGCAAUUGUCAAUUUCCUGGGAAAAUGAAUUAUACAACAUAUUUGGGUAUAUGUUACUGAACUAUGGGGACUGCUUUCAUGAUGGUUACCAAAAUACAGGUUGGUGUUGAUUCCCAUUUCACCUCUUCUGAGAUGUGUUUUGGGGGUGUAGGCUGGGACAAGCAGGGUUUAUUAGUAGUUAGUAAACAUUCAAGUUAAGAUUAACAUUAAAACAAAAGAGAACUUAACCACGUCAAACAUGAUUAGAUUUGAGAUGUUAAGCCUCCUGAUAUCAUUACGAUACCAUCGUCUCUGCAGUGCAGCGAGGACUGAAACCGUAAAACCGAUCAAUCACUAACAGAUCACGGGGUGGUCACACUUUAACCGUCACGUGUUACAUUUAAAACACUCCCCUAAUUAGAACACUUCGUACUGUACCCGUGUUACAUCUAGAUCACUCCCCAAUGUGUUGUUUUAAACACUAGCACACUUUUGCCAACAAAAACCAGAGUUUCUAUUGGACAAAUUCAAGUAGAUCCCGCCCCGUUUCGUUCCGUUUGCUCCAUUUGCUUUGUUUGGCUCUUAAAACGGUUUCCGAUGCAAUAUGUAAUGAAUACAUCCCAGAACUCUUGCACUUUGGAACAGUUUUUCUUGAACAGCUGGACAUUGCACUUCAUGAAAUCACCUUUGACACUUCUUCAAUAGGUUCUCCACACACGAAGAACAGAACUUUAAGACAUAAAAGUCACAUAAAAAUAAAAACACCAUAUGAUGUAGAAAUAAAUAAAGAGAAAUAUAGAACACAGCUGAAAAAACAAAAACACUUUGCUCAAUGUUACAUGCAGGUUAUUUCUUAGGUGGUUAGAAAAUUAAAAAUAAGAACAUCUGUGUAGUACACCAACAAUGCACAAUGUUUGGAAACUGAUGAGUCCAGUAAAGUCCAUGAAUUCAUUGAUGAUGGUUCUCGUCUUCGUUGUUCUUUGUACAUGUUUUGUAUCCCUUGUCGUGGUACAGUAUAUCAUGGUACAGUAUAUCAUGGUACAGUAUAUCAGUGUGGUCCUCUGUAGCUCAGCUGGUAGAGCAUGGCGCUUGUAACGCCAAGGUAGUGGGUUCGAUCCCCGGGACCACCCAUACACAAAAAUGUAUGCACGCAUGACUGUGAGUCGCUUUGGAUAAAAGCGUCUGCUAAAUGGCAUAUUAUUAUUAUUGAGCUAUUGUGAUCAGGUGGUUGAGAAGCCAGUGUGGUAUGUAUGUAUGUAUGUAACGAUAUAAAUUGGAUUCCACUGAGACACAGAUAAGGAACAAGUCCCUAGUCAACUAUUGUUGACCUCUCCUCAUGUCUCUGUUGCCCUCCACCUCCCCUCCAGACCCUGGUUCUACAGACCCCCUGGUCCAGACCCUGGUUCUACAGACCCCCUGGUCCAGACCCUCUGUUCCCCCUCUCCUUCACAGAGGCAAGAGGCUGGAAUGCAGAACAGGGGAGGAUAUACUGGGGUUGGGUGGGAUGUGGUGCUGGGCGGUGGGGUGGUUGUGUGUUUUAAGCAGGGUGGUUGUGUGUUGUGCGUGUCUUUAAGAGCGCAUUAAGAAAAAAGGUAUAAGUAUCCACUGGUGACAUUUAUGACAAUCAAAAGUCAAGCCGGAGGGAGGGAGGGAGGGAGGGGGAAAAAAGGCAAACCAUAAAGCCUCUUAAAAACAGAUCAACAAAACAACAAAAAGGUGGACAACAGAGCUAUCCUAAAGGAAUGCAUGAUGAACUCACAUCACAUCCAUACCGUUCUAUUCUAACCUGCAGAGCAAACAGAGCUGCUGCAGUGAGAGGUCAGGGCUGGACUGUACUGGGCUGGGUCGGACCAGGAACCAACCACAACCAAAACUAGACCAGGCCAAAACAACAGAAAACAGAGAAGAGAUCAUGACAGAGACC